Monoraphidium neglectum is the source of this 2097-nucleotide messenger RNA. RefSeq lists its product as hypothetical. The record is from RefSeq and is a predicted model, not a curated record. Bases 1 to 2097 code for a protein of 698 amino acids. Lineage: Eukaryota; Viridiplantae; Chlorophyta; Chlorophyceae; Sphaeropleales; Selenastraceae. The transcript is spliced from 3 exons.
AUGGAGGAGCUCUAUGAGAGGGCCCUCGCCUCCAAGAAGCGCCUCGUGCUCUGCGGCCACUCGCUGGGCGGCGCGGUGGCCCUGAUCUGCACGAUCAAGCUGCUGAGGAUCUGGGCCGCGCGGCAGCUGGGCGGCCGGUACGCGGCCGCGGGCGGCGCGUCGGGCGGCGGCGACGCGGGAGCGGUGUCGGCGGAGCAGCGCGGCGUCGAGCGGCUGGCCGCGGCGGCGGCCGCGGCGGCGGCAGCGCCGUUUGCGGACUCCAACAUCCGGUGCAUAACGUUUGCGGCGCCGGCGGUAGCGAACGAAAGCUUGGCGGCGGAGGUGGUGGCUGCUGGGUGGGACCGGUUCAUAUCAAACUUUGUGCAGCCAGAGGACGUGGUGGUGCCGUUUGUGAACAUGCUGCUCAAAUCAGAGGACGGCAGCGCCGCCCUGGAGCGCACCCUGCAGCGGCUGGCCAACAUUGCCGGCAGGGCGACUAACCCUGGGGCGCGCCCCACCGCGGGGCCACCCUCCGCGGCCAGGCAGGCGCGGCUGCACUGCCGAGUGCUUGUCGACAGCGCCUACAGGGAGACGGCCGCCGCGGUGAGCCUCGCAAUGGCCAGCGCGUGCCACCUUCCGGCCGCCGAGACAAUGGGCAACGCGCCGCACUCCCAUGAAAACGCGCGGUGGCUGCGGCGCAGCAGCGGCGGCGGCGGCGGCGGUGGCGCGCGGCCAAGCGGCGGCGGCGGAGCGGGCGGGCCGGGGGCCAGCUCGCGGCCGGCGGCGCUGCUGUCCGCGAGGGAGCUGCAGGGGCACCUUCCCAUCAGCACGCUGGUUGAGGCUGCCGAGGCGGGCGUGAUCGGGCUGUCCGAGGCCGAGGUUGCGGCCCUGAGCGCCGAGGACAAGCGGCGGCUGGGCAGCGCCGAGUGGCGCCUGUGGGGCGAGGAGGGCAGCGGCGCAGAGGCCGAAUGGCGCCUGGAUGAAGGGGACGAGGAUCAUCAUCGGCGGCAGCGGCGGCGGCAAAAGCAGCAGCAGCAGCGGCAGCGGCAGCAGCAGCAGCGGCAGCAGCAGCAGCAGCAGCAGCAGCAGCAGCAGCAGCAGCAGCAGCAGCAGCAGCAACAGACAGGGCAGGAAAAGCAGCAGCAGGGGCUGGCCACAGCUUCAACCGCAGCACCUGCCGACCCCGAGCGCUUCGAUGCGCUGCCACCAACAGGCGCACCCGCUUCCCGCAGAGCGCAGCUCUAUCGGCGCACCCGCUCCGCUUUUGAGUGCACCACCGACGCGCGGCGCGCCGCGCUGGUCACAGCCGUGGAACCCCAGGACGCGGCGCGGCGCAGGACCCAGCAGCAGUCCUCCAUGCAGCGGCCCGCGGCUGGCGCGGCUGCAUGUGCGCCGCCGCCGGUGGCUCUGCCCGGGCAAAAGGGCGGCGGCUGGGGCCUGUCUGGACAGGCGAUGCACGACCUGCGCCGCCGUCACCGGCAGCUGCUGGCGCAGACCGCGCAUGCGCGCGCGCUCGCGCUGGUGCAGCGCCGCGGGCCGACGCUCUGGCAGCGGCUCGUGUUCCGCGCGUCGCGCAGCACGCUCCUGGUGGCGCCGGUCUACGCGGUGUCCGCCCUCGUCGCCGUGCCCGCCGCAGCCCUGCUGCCCUCCUGCCUCCUGUCUGCCCUGCCGGCGCCGCUCGCGGCGGCCGUGCCGUUUGUGGCCUCCCUCGCGUGGCCGCUCGUGCGCGCGCUGCUGGUCCUGCUGCUGCUGCUGGUCCCGGCAGCGGUUUCCACCGAGCUCUUCCUGCGCGUGGUGCGCCACUACUACGUGGAGCCCACCUACACCCUGGGGCAGCAGUGGGUGCUGACCGGGCAGGGGCUGGAGCCGGCCCUGAAGCCGCUGCGGCAGUACCCGCGCCACUACUCCGACUUCAACGGGGUCGAGGGACUGUUUGCGGGGCACCGCAUGAAGGCGUACCGCGCGCGCCUGGGGGCGCUGCUGCCAGGAGAGGCGCUGGCGCGGAUCCCCAGCUACCGCAACUUGGCGGGCCUGCAGGCCGCCGUGGCGCGCGCACGCAGCAGCGGCGGCGGCGGCGGCGGCGGCGACGGCGGCUGUGUUGACGGCGGCAGUGCGUGA